GGCGGAAGGGCCGUGGCGCCCCCUUGCGUGGCGCGUCGGUCGCAGAGUCGCGUGACUUCAACCCUCUCUUCACAAAGUCGCGCGGCUGGAUCAUCAUGGUCCGAACCCCAUUGCCGGCCUCUGCAGGUCGCCUGCCGGUCCCAGGCUCCCGCGGCCGACCCCUGCGCAAUAUGCAGCCUACCAGCCGCAAGGGUCCCCGCGCGCACAGCCGGCGGUAUCUGUGGCGUCUCCUGCUCCUGCUCCUGUUGCUGCUGUGGCAAUCCAUAACCCGCGCAGAGAUUACGCCGGACACCCCCAGAGCCCUCUCCAUGCUGGGUGCCUCCAGCCUCUUCACCACGACCGACACCCCCAGCGCCCUCACUACGCCAGGCCGCACUACGCCAGGCACCCCCAAAACCCUGGACCUUCGGGGUCGCGCACAGGCCCUGAUGCAGGAUUUCCCGCUGGUGGAUGGCCACAAUGACCUGCCCCAGGUCCUGAGACAGCGUUACAAGAAUGUUCUUCAGGAUGUUAACCUGAGAAAUUUCAGCCAUGGCCAGACCAGCCUGGACAGGCUUAGAGAUGGCUUCGUGGGUGCCCAGUUCUGGUCAGCCUCCGUCUCAUGCCAGACCCAGGACCAGGCUGCUGUGCGCCUCACCCUGGAGCAGAUUGACCUCAUUCGCCGCAUGUGCGCCUCCUACUCUGAACUCGAGCUUGUGACCUCAGCUGAAGGUCUGAACAAUUCUCAAAAGCUGGCUUGCCUCAUUGGCGUAGAGGGUGGUCACUCACUGGACAACAGCCUCUCUGUGCUGCGCAGUUUCUAUGUGCUGGGAGUGCGCUACCUGACACUCACCUUCACCUGCAAUACACCGUGGGCAGAGAGUUCUACCAAGUUCAGACACCAUAUGUACACUAACGUCAGCGGGUUGACAAGCUUUGGUGAGAAAGUGGUAGAGGAAUUGAACCGCUUGGGCAUGAUGAUAGAUUUGUCCUAUGCAUCGGACACCUUGAUGAGAAGGGUCCUGGAAGUAUCUCGGGCUCCUGUGAUCUUCUCCCACUCAGCUGCCAGAGCUGUGUGUGACCAUUUGUUGAAUGUUCCCGAUGAUAUCCUGCAGCUUCUGAAGAAGACUGGUGGCAUCGUGAUGGUGACACUGUCCAUGGGGGUGCUGCAGUGCAACCUGCUUGCUAAUGUGUCCACCGUGGCAGAUCACUUUGACCACAUCAGAGCAGUCAUUGGAUCUGAGUUCAUUGGGAUUGGUGGAAAUUAUGAUGGGACUGGCCGGUUCCCUCAGGGGCUGGAGGACGUGUCCACAUACCCAGUCCUGAUAGAGGAGUUGCUGAUUCGUGGCUGGAGUGAAGAAGAGCUUCAAGGUGUCCUUCGUGGAAACCUGCUGCGAGUCUUCAGACAAGUAGAAAGGGUGAGAGAGGAGAGCAGGGCACAGAGCCCUGUGGAGGCUGAGUUUCCAUACAGGCAACAGAGCACAUCCUGCCACUCCCACCUCAUGCCUCGGAAUGGACACCAGGCUACACAUCUGGAGGUGACCAAGCGGCCAACCAAUUGGGUCCCCUGGAGGUCCUCAAAAGCCUCCCCCUACCUUGUUCCAGGCCUUGUGGCUGCUGUCACCUUCCCAACCUUCAUCCAGUGGCUCUGCUGACAUGGCGCAUCCCCCCAGAGGUCACUGUGGCAAAGUCUCACAAAGCCCCCCUUCCUAGUUCAUUCACAAGCAUAUGCUGAGAAUAAACAUUUUACACAUG
This is a messenger RNA of Saimiri boliviensis boliviensis (Bolivian squirrel monkey), 1734 nucleotides long. RefSeq names its product dipeptidase 3 (gene DPEP3). Gene Ontology annotation, biological process: proteolysis. The record is from RefSeq and is a predicted model, not a curated record. Gene Ontology annotation, molecular function: metallodipeptidase activity. Lineage: Eukaryota; Metazoa; Chordata; Mammalia; Primates; Cebidae.